Molecule: messenger RNA, 1805 nt
Organism: Rosa chinensis
Lineage: Eukaryota; Viridiplantae; Streptophyta; Magnoliopsida; Rosales; Rosaceae
Product: heat shock cognate 70 kDa protein
Exons: 2
Coding region: 44-1600 (518 amino acids)
Biological process (GO): cellular response to unfolded protein; protein refolding
Cellular component (GO): cytoplasm
Molecular function (GO): ATP hydrolysis activity; misfolded protein binding; ATP binding
Source: RefSeq, a predicted model, not a curated record
CUUUUUUUUGAAAGGCUUGUCCUAGUACUUAUUAUAGCUGAGAAUGGCAGGAGAAGGCCACGCAAUUGGAAUUGAUCUGGGGACAACUUACUCAUGUGUAGCAGUGUGGGAGUACGAUCAUGUAGAAAUAAUAGUGAACGAUCAGGGCAACAGGACUACUCCAUCCUACGUUGCCUUCUCUGAUGCCGAGCAAAUGGCAGGUGAUAUGGCAUUUAACCAAGUCAUGAGAAACCCAACCAACUCAAUCUAUGAUGCAAAAAGAUUAAUAGGUAGAAAAUUCAGUGACACGUCGGUUCAAACUGAUUUGAAGUUAUGGCCAUUCAAGGUCAUUGAAGGACCUGCUGACAAACCCAUGAUUGUGGUUAGUCACAAGGCUCAAGAGAAACAAUUUGCUGCUGAAGACAUCUCUUCCAUUAUGCUUGGAAAGAUGAGAGAGGUUGCUGAGGCUUACCUGGGAUCACCAGUAAGGAAUGCGGUCAUCACUGUCCCUGCGAACUUCAAUGACUCACAACGUCAGGCUACAAAAAGUGCCGGCAUCACUGCUGGCCUAAAUGUGUUGCGUAUUAUCAAUGAACCAACCGCAGCGGCUAUUGCUUAUGGCAUUGACAAGAAGGCUGGUUGGUAUAGCAAGAGAACAGUGAUGAUAUUUGAUUUGGGCGGUGGUACUUUAGAUGUGUCACUGCUUACCAUUGGUGAUGGUGUCUUCGAAGUGAAGGCUACGGCCGGAGACACUCAUCUUGGAGGUGAAGAUUUUGAUGGCAAAAUGGUCAACUACUGUGUUCAGGAAUUCAAGAGGAAGCAUGGUUUGGAUGUUAGUAAGAACUUCAAAGCUCUUAGGAGGCUCAGAAAUGCUUGCGAGAAGGCAAAGAGGAGACUCUCUUCAGCUAUGACGACUGAAUUUGAAAUCGAGUGUUUGGCGCAGGGUACUGAUUUCUACAUAACUAUCACUCGUGCCAAAUUCGAACAACUGAACAUUGAUUUCUUCAAAAAAUGUAUGGUGCCUGUAAAGAAGUGUUUGAAAGAUGCUAACAUGGAUAUAUCUAGUGUCCAGGAUGUUGUUCUUGCUGGAGGUUCUUCCAGGAUACCCAAGGUACAGCAGCUUUUACAAGAUGUGUUCCAGGGGAAGGAGCUUUGCAGGGGCCUUAAUCCUGAUGAGGCUAUAGCAUAUGGUGCAGCUGUUCAAGCUGCUGUGUUGAGUGGGAAGGGGGAUGAGAAGCUUCGAGAUAUCCGUCUUUUGGAUGUCACCCCUCUAUCACUUGGGGUAGAGAUUGGUGACAAUUGUAUGAAAGUUGUGAUUCCAAGAAAUAGUCGAGUUCCUAUCACGAAAAACACAACUAAUAGGACUCUAUAUGACUAUCAAACUUCUGCCAGGUUCCCCAUUUUUGAGGGUGAGAGUGAAGACACCUCAAAUAACAAUUUUUUGGGUGAUUUCACACUCUUUGGCAUUCCUCAAGCUCCCAAGGGGGAAAUUAAGUUUGAUGUAUGCUUUAGAAUUGAUGAAAAUGGUAUCUUGAAUGUCUCUGCUAAGGACAUGUCCACCGGCAAAGAGAGAGGAAUUACAAUCAACGGUCGCAUGCAGAAGAACUUACGGAGGAUUUGAGAUUUGAGUUCAGAGAAACAUAUUAAUGCGAUCACAUGGAUGAACCCUGGUGUCGGUUGGAGAAGAAUAAUAAAGUUUGUGGAGUUACUCUGUUGAUGGACUCGGGUACUUGGUUUUAUACCACGAACUUGUACUAUUUAAUUUGUAUUGUUGGUCAAUCCAAUUAAAGCUUUGCAAAAGCAUAGCAUGAAAUCCAUGAUAUUGA